ACACAAAAAUCGUAAAUAGUCAAACAAAAUCCAGUGAAUUACCAAAAAUGGAUACACACAAAUUUGGGGCAAAACUCACCUUCCCUCCCAUUUUCUCCACAUCUUCUUCCGCCUGAUCCACAAUUUCACUCAAAACCCUCACUCCCCCCGAACUAAAAAAUCCCCAAAUUCCGUCCAAAACGACACCGUAUUGACCCCUUUUCCUUCACCACCAAACCCUAACCCUAAUUCACCAUGCCAGGAGCCAUGCCAUCACCGCAAGGCAAAAUCCACCAAAUCGAACUAGAAAACUUCAAAUCAUACAAAGGCCAUCAAAUAAUCGGCCCGUUUUACGACUUCACCGCGAUUAUCGGUCCCAAUGGUUCCGGAAAAUCGAACUUAAUGGACGCUAUUAGCUUUGUUCUAGGUGUACGGACAGGUCAAUUGAGAGGGGCACAAUUAAAGGAUUUGAUUUAUGCGUUUGAUGACCGAGAUAAGGAACAAAGAGGCCGGAAAGCGUAUGUUAAGUUGGUUUAUCGGCUUGCGAAUGGCACCGAUUUGUUGUUUACGCGUAGUAUUACGAGUGCCGGUGGUAGCGAGUAUCGGAUUGAUGAUAGGGUUGUUAAUUGGGAUGAUUAUUGUAAUAAGUUGAAGUCUCUUGGUAUUCUUAUUAAGGCCAGAAAUUUUCUUGUUUUUCAGGGGGAUGUGGAGUCAGUUGCAUCUAAAAAUCCUAAAGAACUUACCAUGCUUCUUGAGCAAAUAUCUGGGUCUGACGAAGAUAAGAGAUUGUAUGAAGAUCUAGAGGAAAAGAAAGGAGCAGCUGAGGAAAAGUCUGCACUUGCUUAUCAGAAGAAAAGGACCAUUGUCGCGGAGAGAAAGCAAAAGAAGGAGCAGAAAGAAGAGGCCGAGAAGCAUAUGCGUUUGCAAGAGGAGUUGAUAUCGAAAAAGAAGGAACACUUCUUGUGGCAGUUAUUUAACAUAGAACAUGAUGUUGAGAAGGCCAAUGAGGAAAUUGAAGAGGAACAGAGAAGCCUUCAACAAAUUGUUGAUGAAUUGGAUGCAUAUGAGAAUGAAUCACGCAAAAAAGAGAAGGAGCAAGCCAAGUACAGAAAAGAAAUAGAUAAACGUGAAAAGAACAUUGCCGAGAAGAAAAAUAAAAUUGAUAAAAAUCAACCAGAGCUUAUGAAGCUGAAGGAGGAGAAGACCCGCUUGAAUGCAAAACUUAAGAAUACUGGGAAAGAGCUUGAUAAAAGGAAAGAAGAGAAGAAGAAGCACAUGGUGGAAAUUGAAAAGCUUAGGAAUGAUUUGGAGGACCUUACAAAGCAAAUUGAUAACUUGCAAACAAAAGGUCAAUCUGAAGGGGGGAAGCUUCAUUUAGCUGAUGAUCAAUUGGAUGCAUAUAACCGCAUUAAAGAGGAAGCUGGUAUGAAGACUACUAAGUUAAGGGACGAGAAAGAGGUACAAGACAGGGAACAACAUGCUGAUGUGGAAGCUCAGAAGAAUUUGGUAGAGAAUCUUCAGCAGUUGGAGAGUAGAAAGCAAGAGCUUGAGUCACAACAGAAACAAAUGCAAAGUCGACUAAAAAAGAUUAUAGAGGCCAUUGGAAAACAUAAUGAAGAGCUCAAACGACUCAGAAAGGAACAAAAUGACACUAGGAAGAAACUUGGAGAUUCCAAAGAAAAAUAUGAGAUGCUGAGGGCGAAGAUAAGCGAAUUAGAGAAUCAAUUACGUGAAUUAAAGGCUGACAAACAUGAGAAUGAUAGAGAUGCAAAGUUGUCACAAUCGGUUGAGGCCCUGAGACGUCUUUUUCCUGGUGUUCAUGGUCGUAUGACCGAGUUGUGCCGGCCGACACAGAAGAAAUAUAAUCUUGCUGUUACUGUUGCUAUGGGUAGAUUUAUGGAUGCUGUAGUUGUUGAUACCGAUCAGACAGGAAAAGAAUGUAUUAAGUAUCUGAAAGACCAAAGGCUUCCUCCGAUGACAUUCAUACCUCUUCAUUCGGUCCGUGUAAAGCCAGUCAUUGAGAAGCUGCGCACCUUAGGCGGAACUGCAAGGCUUAUCUUUGAUGUGAUCCAAUUUGACCCAGUAUUGGAUAAGGCUAUUCUAUUUGCUGUUGGAAAUACUUUAGUCUGUGAUGAUCUUGACGAGGCUAAGCAUCUGAGUUGGACUGGAGAGCGAUAUAAAGUUGUAACUGUUGAUGGAAUUUUAUUGACAAAAGCUGGUACCAUGACUGGUGGUACGAGUGGUGGAAUGGAAGCAAGAUCGCAUAAAUGGGAUGAUAAAAAGAUAGACGGUCUUAAAAAGAAAAAAGAUGGGCUUGAAGCAGAGUUGCAAGAGCUUGGAUCUAUAAGGGAGAUGCAGUUAAAGGAGUCUGAAGCAUCUGGGAAGAUCAGUGGGCUCGAGAAGAAGAUUCAGUAUGCAGAGAUUGAAAAGAAAAAUAUGGAGGAGAAACUUUCCAAAUUGACGGUGGAAUACAGUAAUAUAAAAAAUGAAAUUGGUCAUAUUGAACCUCAACUUCUUAAGAUAAAGGAUAACAUAUCUUCAAGACAACGCAAAAUAUUGUCACUGGAGAAAAGAAUCAACGAAAUUGUUGACAAGAUCUACAAGAGAUUCAGUGAGUCUGUUGGGGUGGAAAAUAUCCGUGAGUAUGAAGAAAACCAGCUUGCAGCUGCACAGGAGCUGGCCGAGGAAAGACUUAGCUUGCGUAAUCAGCAAUCGAAGUUGAAAUACCAGUUGGAAUAUGAGAAAAAGAGGGACAUGGGAGCACGUAUUGCUAAACUAGAAUCAUCACAGAAUGAACUUAAAAAUGCUUUGGACGAGGUUGGUGAGAAAGAGAAAAAACUUAAAUCUAUGAUAGAGAAAGCUACUGAGGAGAUUGAUGCAUUGAAGGAAGAAAUUCAAGAGUGGAAGUCACUAUCAGAAGCUUGCGAGAAGGAGAUGAAAGAAUGGAAAGUAAAGAUCUCUGCUGCUACCACAAACAUAACGAAGCAUAAACACAGGAUCGAUACUAAGGAGAAUCUACUUGCACAGUUAAAUGCAAAGAAACAAGAUAUUCAGGAGAAGUGUGAGCUAGAACAAAUUAGCCUUCCAACCGUGGCUGACCCAAUGGAUACUGAUUCGACUGGUCCAGUGUAUGAUUUUGAGCAACUGGGUAAAUCACAUCGGCAUACAACAAACCCGAGGGAAAGGGAAAAAAUUGAGGCAGAGUUCAAACAAAAAAUUGGAAACAUAAUAUCAGAAAUUGACAGAACUGCUCCAAACUUGAAAGCUCUAGAUCAGUAUGCUGUUUUGCUGGAGAAGGAGAAAGAAGCAACCAAAGAGCAUGAAGAGGCCAGGGAAGCAGAGAAUCAAAUAAGCAAGCAGUUCAAUACUGUGAAGGCCAGAAGGCAUGCAUGUUUUAUGGACGCGUUCAACCAUAUAUUUCAUAAUAUUGACAAAAUCUACAAGCAACUCACGAAAAGCACCACGCAUCCGCUGGGUGGGACUGCAUAUCUUAACUUGGAAAAUGUGGAUGAACCAUUUUUACAUGGCAUUAAGUACUCUACUAUGCCCCCUACGAAGCGUUUUCGGGAUAUGGAGUUACUAUCUGGUGGGGAGAAAACCGUGGCAGCACUUGCUUUACUUUUCGCCAUCCACAGUUACAAGCCAUCGCCCUUUUUUAUACUGGAUGAGGUGGAUGCGGCUCUUGAUAAUCUAAAUGUUGCUAAGGUUGCUGGUUUCAUUAGAUCAAAAUCGUGCGGGGGAGAUAGGGCCAGUCAGGAUGUUCUAGAAGGGAAUGGUUUCCAGAGUAUUGUGAUAUCUCUCAAGGAUACCUUUUAUGACAAGGCUGAAGCUUUGGUUGGGGUUUACAGGGAUUCUGAAAGAGGCUGUUCAAGAACAUUGACAUUUGACCUAACUCAAUAUCGGGAGUCAUAAGAAUCGCAGAUUGGUUUGGGUGCUUUAAAGUUUUAAGUACGCGGUAACUCUUAAACACAUAUUGGAAGUACAUAAGCUUGACUUGUCUCUAGAUAUGUAGAUCUUUAAGGACUCUGUUUAGAAGUUAAAAGAUUGUAUGUAUUUGUGCAGGAUUUAAUAGCCUGUGUUGAAUACUUGAAUUGUGAUUUUAGUUAAAUCUAGAUAGUGAUUUUCUGUUGAUGCACA
This is a messenger RNA of Erigeron canadensis, 4116 nucleotides long. RefSeq names its product structural maintenance of chromosomes protein 1. Gene Ontology annotation, cellular component: nucleus; chromosome; cohesin complex. The record is from RefSeq and is a predicted model, not a curated record. Gene Ontology annotation, molecular function: DNA binding; ATP binding; protein binding. The transcript has 18 exons. Gene Ontology annotation, biological process: sister chromatid cohesion. The coding region runs from base 235 to 3891 and encodes 1218 amino acids. NCBI's taxonomy places the organism in Eukaryota, Viridiplantae, Streptophyta, Magnoliopsida, Asterales, Asteraceae.